UUACCACUACUUCUGGUGAAACCACCGAUGAGGUCACAGAGACUCCUGUGGUUCAAGAAAGCACUACAGACGUCAUCGAGGAAACUAGUACGGCCGCUUCUAUUGCUGUUGACACCACCGAAAUAACCAGUACCGCCAUUGUAACCGAUGAAGUAGCCACCACUACUGCAGCUACCGCCACUGAUGAGAUCCCUGUUUCCACUACUGCUGAGGAGGCCACCGAUGCCUCAGCGACCACGGAUUCUCCAGUUACGGCUACCGCUGUCGCCACCACGGCCGAGGUCAUCACCGAGGCCCCGGCUACCGCUGUCGCCACCACGGCCGAGGUCAUCACCGAGGCCCCGGCUACCGCUGUCGCCACCACGGCCGAGGUCAUCACCGAGGCCCCGGCUACCGCUGUCGCCACCACGGCCGAGGUCAUCACCGAGGCCCCGGCUACCGCUGUCGCCACCACGGCCGAGGUCAUCACCGAGGCCCCGGCUACUACCAUUGAAGCGAUUAACGCUGAGACUACUUUCAGUCCGAGUACGUAG
Messenger RNA from Perkinsus marinus ATCC 50983, 533 nucleotides. RefSeq names its product merozoite surface protein 2, putative. The annotation marks the transcript as partial. The record is from RefSeq and is a predicted model, not a curated record. The transcript has a single exon. Lineage: Eukaryota; Perkinsozoa; Perkinsida; Perkinsidae.